This is a messenger RNA of Darwinula stevensoni, 312 nucleotides long. The record is from the annotation of a GenBank genome assembly. NCBI's taxonomy places the organism in Eukaryota, Metazoa, Arthropoda, Ostracoda, Podocopida, Darwinulidae.
AUGGCCCUCGUCAGAGACAAGCAGGUCAAAGAGGGCAGGGUGGCAACCAGGGUGGAGGUCCGGGAGGACCUGGAGGCAACCAGGGUGGAGGUCCGGGAGGACCUGGAGGCAGCCAGGGUGGAGGUCCGGGAGGACCUGGAGGCAGCCAGGGUGAAGGUCCGGGAGGAUUUGGUGGUGGCCAGGGUGGUGCUCAAGGUGGACCUGGGAGCAACCAGGGUGGUGGUCAAGGUGGAUUCGGUGGCAGCAAGGAUGGUGGUCGAGGAGGACCUGGAGCGAACCUUGCCCGACUUCCCCGUUGUCCCUGGAGCGUGA